Leptopilina boulardi is the source of this 1617-nucleotide messenger RNA. RefSeq lists its product as uncharacterized. The transcript is spliced from 4 exons. NCBI's taxonomy places the organism in Eukaryota, Metazoa, Arthropoda, Insecta, Hymenoptera, Figitidae. Bases 116 to 772 code for a protein of 218 amino acids. The record is from RefSeq and is a predicted model, not a curated record.
CAAGCAGAUAAAAUGUGUACGAAGAUCAUUUAUUUAUAUUUCUGUUAAAGUAACGAAGCAAUUUACUUGAAAUUUCAGUUAAUGUUAAACCAUCAUCUGAAUAAUAAGUGAAAACAUGAAAUUUAUAUUAUGUUAUUUUCUAUACUUUUGUGUCUUUUACGCCUGGGGCGAUCCAAUUCUUGAAUUUAAAACAAUAUUGGAAGAAACAGCUAAAACAAUUGCUGAAUAUGAACAUGAAUUUUUCAAUUCAAUUAUUGUUGUUGUGAGUAAUUUAAAAGAUACUUCAACAGAAGCACUGGGCGAAUCAUGGAAUGCUACACUGAUUUCUACUGAAAUUUUAAACGUGAAAGCAGAUACAAAAGAGAAGAAGGAUUGUAUUGAAGUUGAAUCGAAGAAAUUAAUUGAAAUAAUCAAUAGUGUCGCAUUUACUCUUGAUAGUUGUAGAGAAAACUCUUCAGCGACCAGUCAACCAAUUAGAACGAAAAUUCAAGAUAUUCAUAAAGCAUGUAUGUCUAUGGAAAAUGAAUUGGAUACGAUUAGAUCGUCAUGUUCUCAAGAUGUUGAAAAAUCAGAGGAAUGUAUUUCUUAUAAAGUGAAUGAGCUUCGAGUUUCUUUGAAAAAUAUUUUGGAACAAUUGCAAACCUAUAUGAUUGAUGCUGGUACCAUAAAACCCCAAAUAUUGAGUAAUGCAAUGAAUUGUAAUGCAAAAAUAUUGAAGGAAGUUUAUGAACAAGUGAUAAAUAUACAACAAAAUCUUGAAAAAUGUGUUUAGAGACGAUGUAUUUUUAAUAUUUAAUUACAAGAAAAAAAAAUCGAGGGGCAAAAAAAUCAUUAAGAAAAAUUAUUAUUUUAAAGUAAUUUAUUCGAAAUAAUUAUUGUUCAGACGAAUUUUUCGUUUUCUUUAUUAUCAUUUCAAAGAAUACUUUUUAUACGAAUUUUUAUUUAACAAAAUUUUUAGCUAGCGAAUUUUUAGUGAGGCAGAAUUUUUAUUUCCUAUUCAUUUAUAUUUACAUGAUUUUGUAUUUAAAAGAAUUUUAAUUUAAUCGAUUUUUAAUUUAAUAAAAUUUUCAUUCAGUCGAUUUAUUUUAUGAUUUGAAUUUUUUAAAUGACAGAAAUUCGAAUUCACCGAAUUCUAAUUUGUCCGAAUUUUUAAUUAGUAGAAUUUUUAAAACGCCGAAUUUUCAUUUGUUCGAAAUUACAAAUGGCCAAACAUAAAAUCGGCAGAAAUAUUUUGGCGCAAUUUUUAAAUUUGCCCAAUUCAAAAUUAUCCAAAAAAAACGUUGAUUGGUCAAUUUUUAAAAUUGCGCCGAAAUCUUUCUGUUUUUCGGCCUUUUAUAGUUUCGUUUAAAUAAAAAUUCGGCGAUUCAAAAUUUCUGUCAUUAGAAAACAAAAAUUCGGUAUAAAAAAAAUGUUGCUAUAUAAAAAUUCGUAUAUAAAAAUAAAAUUUAUCAAAUUUUCAAUUAGAAAAUUAAAAAUUCGUCUAAAAAAUAAUUAUUUCUAAUAAAAUACUUGAAAAUAAAAAUUUCAAUUGUUUUUUUAAUGGAAAAUUCAUGCGCCUCAAAAAUUUUCUUUUAAUAUAAAAUUUGUAGAGAAAAUAAAAGAAUUUUAAAUACUUUA